AUUGGUCAAUGAACUGUCAUUAAAAAAGUAGUGUCGCUUUUUCCUUAGUGGCUGAGUUCGUUCUCCGGCUGCACAGAUUGCCACGUUGCCGCAAACAGACACCGGACUACGCCACCGGAGGAUAUUGUCCGGUCACUCCAGGCUGUUUAUCACACCGGUGUUUUAGGAUUCUGCCGGGUGGAGCGCGCACUCUCUAUUGGAAUACAAUUGUCAGGGGAAAAUGCUGACUGAUAUGAUAGUGGAGGAAGAGUUUGAGCUCAAGGAUGAGGAGCCAUGGUAUGGCAAACAGGACCUUGAGCACGAUCUCCAUUUGGCGGCUCAGCUGGGUAAGACCCUACUGGACCGGAACCAUGAGUUGGAGCAGGGGCUGCAGCAGAUGUACUCCACCAACCAGGAGCAGCUGCAGGAGGUUGAGUACCUGACCAAGCAGGUGGAUCUGCUGAGGCAGAUGAAUGACCAGCAUGCUAAGGUAUACGAGCAGCUAGAUGUGGCGGCCAGAGACCUGGAGCAGGGCAACCACAGGCUGAUUCUGGACAACCGCGUCGCCCAGCAGAGGAUCAACUGCCUGACAGAGAAGAUCGACAGUCUUGAGACCCACAUGGAGGACCUGCAGACCCAGGUGGAUGAGCUGAGUGCAGCCCAGUCUGACCGCAGCAGGAGAGAACUGGCCGAGCAGAGACGCAACCUCGGAGCACAGAGUGUGUCCUGCCUCAAGGAGCUGUAUGACCUGCAGAAAGACAAGUACAUGGCCUAUGAGAGCCUGCGUGUGGAGCGUUCCUGGCCAGCAAGGGAGCAGUCCUGUCAGGACCCAAACCCAGAGGAGGAGAACUCUGCGCUCCAGCGCUCCAUCCAGACCCUGCAGGCUGUUCUGGCCUCUGAGCGGGGGAAGCGGGAGGCAGCGGAACAGGAGACUGAGCUGACGGCCAGGGAGAACGGGGUUCUGGAGCAGCGGCUGGCCCUGCUGGAGGGCUGCCGGGCCAGGCAAAGGGAGCUGGAGGCAGAGGUGGAGGAGCUCCGGCAGCUGUGGCAGGCCGACUACGCCAACAGUGUCAGGAGACCUGACCGGCUACUGCUGCCCGACACAGUCUUCUUCGCCCCAGAGGAGAAGCCCAGUCUGGUCCAAAGUGAGGAGGAGGAGAAGGAGGUGGGUGAGCAGGGAAGGCGCAGCCUGCAGAGGUGUAACAGCGAAAGUGUUCUGAGGGGGACACUAGCAGACGACAUCCAGCGGGGGCACGAGCGUACAUGUAUCAGACGAGCGGAGGCGGUGAAGCAGAGAGGAAUCUCCCUGCUCAAUGAGGUGGAUGCCCAGUAUAGUGCACUGCAGGUCAAAUACGAGGAGCUUCUGCGGCGCUGCCAGCUGGGGGCAGAUGGGCUCAGUCACAAGGCUGUGCAGACACCCCACAGUUCCCACGGCACUGUCAGUUACCCCCGACGGCGCCUCUCAAGCUCGGCCAUCUCCAUCGGGCUCCCAGCUGUCCCCGAAGACAACGGGCCGCAGCCCGAGUACAAGGCCCUCUUCCAGGAGAUCUUCACCUGCAUCCAGAAGACCAAAGAGGACCUAAGUGAGAACAAGUGGCCGAGUCAGGGUCAUUGACUCUGUGGACAGUGAUGGCAGUAUUGGUUCUUUCUGCACCUUUGAAUGGGGUUUGCACUCCUUUUUUUGUUUUGUCAUGAUAUUGAGUUUGACAAAAGACUGCUCAAGAGGAUAUUGCUAUAGGAGAGGGCCUAACAUAGCAGAAAUCCCAAAGGGUGCUGUCUGUGUGUGUGUGUGUGUGCGCGCACUGUAACACCUGUACCUUUUACACAACAUGUACCCUGUUGUCUCCUUCAAUCCUGUCAACACUAUCACCUUGAGACGCUCCAAUGGUUUCAUCAAUAAGCACUUUUUUUUUUUUUUAUCUACCGUACAUCCCUUUGACUAUUUUCCAUCCUUAUCUAAAAGUUUGUGUUUGGCGCAAACAUUUCCAGUUCAGAUGUUGAUAAAUGGGUUGUUAUAUGGAUCGUUUGAGUCCUGAUGCUAUCACCUUAACAUCCGACUGCUCUUAUGCCACAUUUAGCUUAAUUAGAUGGCACCCCCUCUUCGCUUGAAGUCAAUGGGUGCAAUAAUAUUAACAACCAGGGUUUUUCUAUUAUUUUGUUUUCUACUAAAUUCAAGCAAUGAUAGCAAUUAGAAUGGUAUGUGUAUGUACCAUAGAUUUGGUCUUGCAGCUUAAUGAGUAGGCCUAUGCUGCAAUAGGUAGAUGGGCUCAGAAAGUGUUUGUUUGUAUGCUGAUACCACGUACAGAACCACCAUUGUACAGAUCUUGAACUUGCUUAGACUAUCUAGCAGUCUGUGUUCAAUCCGAUCCGUUUAGUGUUAAGUCUGUCGCAAUUAUUUUAUUUUAUUUUAUUUUUGGGGGGGUGGGGGGAGCCAUACAUUUUGCGCAUACUGUACAUAUUGCCAGAUUAUAGAUUUAACUACAUUUGUGUACCUUAUCAUGCCAACGAAAAAGUACUGGACUAGAUGGAGUACUUUAUAGACUCAAUAAGUAGUUUAUAGAUACACUAUAUAUCAAAAGUAUGUGGAUACCCCUUCAAAUUAGUGGAUUUGGCUAUUUCAGCC
Molecule: messenger RNA, 2602 nt
Organism: Coregonus clupeaformis (lake whitefish)
Lineage: Eukaryota; Metazoa; Chordata; Actinopteri; Salmoniformes; Salmonidae
Product: cerebellar degeneration-related protein 2-like
Exons: 7
Coding region: 221-1594 (457 amino acids)
Source: RefSeq, a predicted model, not a curated record